AUGGGGCUGAUGUCUCCUGUAGACAUCUCUAGCGUUGAGAGAAUGGCAGCUGUAUGCAGAUUUGUUAAUUCUACAUCUCCCUUAACCAGAAAUAUAGCUAGAAACAUGAUGAAACAACCCAACAAUGAUGCAACAGAUUCUUUAUGGAAACAAACUAGUAUUACUAUGAAAGAAUUGAAUUUAUACUUCAAAUCCACCGAAAGUGGAUGGGUGUUGUGCCACCGCAAUAGUCACAAACCUGUCCAAAACAUCAGACAACUCGUUCUAAACAAUGAACGUAAAAAAAAAGAAAUAACAAUAAUGGGCCAACUUGACAACGAGUUCAACUGGCACCACUGUGUGUUGUCUCUUUGGAGAAACCACCAACUCUCGUACUACCAACAACGUCUACUAUUUUACAACCUACACCAUGCCAUAUAUCUAGGCAUUAAUAGUGAAUGUGACAUAUGUCACAAGGAAGAAACCUGGACCCAUGUCUUCCAAUCCUGUCCAAAAUGCUUACCUGAAAAGCAAGAACUAUAUGCCACUUGGGACGAUAUCUCUCAUAAAUACAACCUAAGCAAGAUCCGUUUCCCACCUGAAUCUUCCAUUCCAAAUUGCCUUAACAUUGAAUAUGACGGUCGAUGCACAAAGCAUAAUUGGUCCAUUUGGGCCAAUCACAAACGACUCCCCAAGGCUGUGGCCCUAGAUAUCUACAAAGCUCUCGCAGUAUAUGUUAGUAACUGCUACAAAAAUUCAUCAUGGUACAAUCGUCCCACCGACUCCUUCAUCAAAAACAAAAAAUACACUUCUGCUUACCAAAGGCAACAGCUGUCCCAACCACUUAGCCCGAACCAAACUCGUCCAAACACUGAACAGAACUAG
Naegleria gruberi is the source of this 864-nucleotide messenger RNA. RefSeq lists its product as uncharacterized. The transcript has a single exon. The record is from RefSeq and is a predicted model, not a curated record. Bases 1 to 864 code for a protein of 287 amino acids. Lineage: Eukaryota; Heterolobosea; Eutetramitea; Acrasida; Naegleriidae.